AUGUCUGAUCAAAUUGAUAAAGUUAAACAACAAAUUAAUCAACAAAUUCCAAAAACAAAUAAAAAAUUUGAUUCAAAAUCUUUAAAUCAUUUAAAUCAAUAUUCAAUUGUUAAAUAUUUUUUAAAUAUAAUUUUACAAUUUUCAAUAAUUCAAAUUUUAUAUAAACAAUUAAUUUUACCAAUUUAUAAUUUUAUUAAUAUAAAUAUUAUUUCAAUUACUCCAAUUUAUAAUUUAUUUACAUUAUUUGAUUCAAUUAUAAAUGAAAUUUUAAUUAAAUUUGAUUAUUAUUUUUUAAAUUUACCUCAACAACAAUUACAAAAUUUUGAAAAAAAUUUUAUAAAACCAAUUAAUUCAAAAAUUAUUGAAAUAAAUAAUCAUUAUUUAACUCCAUUAGAAAAUAAAACAGAAGAUGGUAUAUUUCAAAUUUUUUAUACUUUAAAAUCAAUUUUAUUAAAUAUUACUUCAACAACAAUAAACAAAGGAGAUGAAAUUCAAAAAACAAUUUCUUCAACUUUUAACAAAGAAUUACAACAACAAAAUUCAAAAGAUUUAAAUUUUGUAAAUAAAAAUAUUAAUGCUUCAAUAAAUACUUUCAACAAAACUUAUAAUACUUUUAAUGAAGAAGUUUUAAUACCAAUAAAACAACAAACUCAAGAAUUAUAUGCAAGUGGUUAUAAACGUGGAGAAAAUUUAAUUGCUGAUACAAAAGAAAAAAUUAAUCCAAAAUUAGAAGAAUAUAAAACAAAAGCUGAAAAUAUUAUUAAUAAUAAUACUCCUGUACAAGUAUCUGGUUAA
Lodderomyces pseudojiufengensis is the source of this 795-nucleotide messenger RNA. RefSeq lists its product as uncharacterized. The coding region runs from base 1 to 795 and encodes 264 amino acids. Lineage: Eukaryota; Fungi; Ascomycota; Pichiomycetes; Serinales; Debaryomycetaceae. The record is from RefSeq and is a predicted model, not a curated record. The transcript has a single exon.